Molecule: messenger RNA, 1855 nt
Organism: Acanthaster planci (crown-of-thorns starfish)
Lineage: Eukaryota; Metazoa; Echinodermata; Asteroidea; Valvatida; Acanthasteridae
Biological process (GO): interstrand cross-link repair
Cellular component (GO): Fanconi anaemia nuclear complex
Source: RefSeq, a predicted model, not a curated record
GAAGUCUAACACGUGUGACGUAUGUACGGUGAACGGGCCAUUAGAACAAAUUGACCAAUUAAGAAUUCCACCACAGGCAGUUUUCACCUAGCUAGCAGCCAGCGGCCACAUGAACUGAAAAAGAUGUCCCCGUGAUAGCUCCAUGGACUAAGAAAACAUCGGUGAAUGACAGUAAGGUGAAAGUAUCCUAGCUGUGAAUAGUGAAACAUCAGGCCUGUAGACCACCUACCUUGGACACAAUGAAUGAGAUCGCCAAGAAUGUGCAAACAUUCCUGGAGACAUUACAGAAUGCUGGUGGGGAGCAGGUUAAGCAGUGGAAUGCAGAGGCAUUGCAGAGAGCCAUCCAGUGGGCCAAGUAUUUUGAACAGGUUCACAAGAAGCUUGCAAACAAACCCCAAAACAUCCAGCAACUCAACCGAGUACUGCACCUGAUUGGUCAUCUGCCCAGAGCAGCUGUCAGCCAAUCAGAAGUUACCUUUGAAAGUCUGGGCCAGUCAGUGAGGUUGUUACUUCGGGCAUUACUGCAGAACCCUCAUCUGGGCCAGGAUCUUCACCGAGAGGUUAUCAAUCAAUACAUUCUGUUGGACCAAGAUGUGAUGCCUGAUGGCAGCUGUGCGAGCAAUUCCAUACUUAAAGAGGAGAAUGCAGCAAGCCAGAGGAGCCAGAUCUUCAUGCAGGAUGUCUCCAGAUUUGCCAAGGCCAAAGCAAUGCGGAUGCACCUGCUUGAGAUGAGAUCCAGGCUAUCCAGUUCCCUGAAAGAGGACCUGAAUAUCGAAGGAAAAUCUGUUCAUCAAGUUGCCAUGGAAACAGAUGCCACUGUGCUUCAAGAUCACCUGAUGCAUCACCUGACUGGCAGCCAAUCACCUCAGAAAACUGAAAACUACCUAAACCAGCGUUUGCACUCUGUUGUCAAACUACCAAAUGGACUUGAGACUAUUGAGACCAUCCUUACUUUGCCUGGAGAUGAAAAUGAAGCAGCGUCAUUCAAAAAAUGCCAACAGUUUGUGUCACUGUGGAUAUCCAAGAACAGACAGCAGUAUACCAAUCAUGGAAAUAUGGACACAGGGUAAUUGGUACAUGUGGUGAGGUGCCUACUGGAGAGAUGGGCCAUAGAAGAGAAGCAGAUUUUUUGAAUGAUUCCUCAGAAAAGUAUUGAGUAGGUCUAAUCAAAUUCAGACUUCCAACUGCCAUGUUCAGGAGGAGGGGCUUGGAGUAAUGAAAAUGGCAUGCCAGCUUCAUAAGGUAUUUGGUUUUGUUCAAGUUGUAAGUGCUUAGGUCAGCAUAAUUGGUGAUGCUUGUCAACCACUUCCAGCCAAACAUAUAGUUAACUGCAAAUUCCUUGCAGAACCCAAUUGACAACCACAUCAAGAACAAACAGCUUAAAAAAAGAAAUUAAAUUGCAAUUUUUAUGGUAGUUCAGAGUUGAGUUCAUAUUUUAAAACUGUCAACCAAGACUAAUGGUUUUGAAAAGCUUUGUCUCUUAAUGAGCAGUUAUGUACUGAUUAGAGUAACCGAUAUUUGAGUUUUGUAAAAACAAACUCGAUUUAUUUCUACAACAUCAAUGGUAAAGUUUAAAAGUGAAUGCAAGUAAAAUCUUUAUGUGUAAAUGAAAAUACAACACUGGCCUUUUAAACUUUUACAGUGCUAUCUUUCUUUUCGCUAAAAGAAUGUGAAAAUGUCAUGAAUUAGAGUAUGAAUUUUGAACAGAUGAUUUGUUCUUUUUAAUUGAAGCUUAAGUGUAACUUUUUGUUGAAAACAAUACAAUCUAUCAGUAUUUUAAGAUACUCAGACUCUUAACUUCAGCUACCAAAAUAUGUACAUUUUUAUGCAAAUAUCAAUAAAUUGUUGAAAAAUA